UAGCAUUACAAACUACGUUUAACGAUAAAAAAAAAAGGGUUCGCGACGUGACGUAACAAAAAAUUUGGAAAUUUUUUUUCUUUUCUUGGACUCCACUUUUUCCUCUGUGUAGGAACUGAGUUCUCACUUAUUUCCUUCGCUGUCCUUCCAUUUUUCUACAUCUCUCUCAGAGGAAAGUGUAAAGUGGAAAGAAUUCUUGUUCUUUUUUAUUCUCUUUUUUAGCUGUAUUUUUGUCAAACAUAGCAAAAAUAAUACGUUAGAUUAUCAUGUUUGGCAGUAGCAGUAAUAAUACAGCUAGCUUCUUCAAUAAACCUUCGACAUCGACAUCAUCUUCAACGACGUUUGGCGGAACUGGAACAGGAGGAAGUAUCUUUGGAGGUGGCAACAACACUAAUACUACCUCCUUCGGUGGAGGACUUUUUGGUAAUAACAAUACUACCAAUACUGGAGGUUCAACUUUCGGUGGGUUCAACAAGACAGCAGGAGCUACAUCAGCCAAUGGUACCGCUACCGCUCCUCUCUUUGGUGGUGCUGCCCCCAACACGAGUAACUCAAUGACUCCUGCGACAAGUGGUGCAUCAAUAGCAGCUCCGAGUACUGGAACAUCGCUUUUUGGUUCUUCAGCUAAUAAACCAAGCACGUCAGCAUCGUUUUUUGGCACAGCGGCGAAUACAACCACUAGUAGCACUGCUACUCCAUCGUUAUUUGGAACCGCUACUUCAACAGCUGGUACUGCAACCACAGCAUCCUCACAGCCAUUUGGUGGUAGUGGAGGUGGUUUGUUUGGCUCUAAGAACAUUAAUUCUACACCAGCAACCUCUACGUCUGGAACGAGCACAUCAUUGUUCAAUCAACCUGCCUCAGGAACAUCGAUAUUCUCCUCCAACAACGCGACUCAACAACAACAGCAACCACAACAACAGCAAGAGUCUGUUAAAUUAUUAGAUCUUGCCACAUGUUUUCCCGAUACCAAAGCACCACAUUUUAUCAUACAGCAGAAUAGUAUCAAACGCUCCACUGUACCCUCUUCACAUUGGAUGGAACGUAAAGCAGAUGAUAGAGCAAAUAUGGAUAACGAUAAUAGAAACGCAAGAAACCUAACAUUAUUCCAUACGAUGGACACUACACCUAUGACCUCCAGUACUGCCCAAUCCUCAUCGGCGACGAUGUCAAAAGCCGCUAUUGCACCUUCAAAAUCACAGACACUUUUCAGACAAUUAGAUGGAAGAACUGUAGUACUACCUCCUUUCUUAACUUCGACUGAGCAAAAUUUGGUAAGUCGGUAAUCUCAUUUUUCUCAACUCUAUGUGCCCAACCGUUGUUAUAUAAGGAAGUCGGUCCUGGGCUGUUCACACAGAUAGGACAUUCUAUUACUAUUCAAUGCCAAAUGAUCACAGAACCACAGACGUACUCACUUCAAUAGUAUUGUCUUUCUAAUGUUUGUAGAUCAAUCCAUCGAAACCAAGUGGAGCAACUCAGUUUGGGAUGAAACGACCCCUGGACGAUGAUUCGAAAAUGAACGGGUAAUUAUCAAAAGUUCAAAACGAUAAAAAUUUGUUACCCACUUUCUAACUUUGUUUCGUAACCCUCUCUUUGGUAUACAUCCUACAGACGUAAUGUUUU
Molecule: messenger RNA, 1623 nt
Organism: Mycotypha africana
Lineage: Eukaryota; Fungi; Mucoromycota; Mucoromycetes; Mucorales; Mycotyphaceae
Exons: 1
Coding region: 267-1286 (339 amino acids)
Source: RefSeq, a predicted model, not a curated record